CAAAUGAAGUAGGUGAUCCUAGGCUAUCUUUAUAAAAAAAAUGGUUUUGGGUUCUUAAAGCAUAGAAAAGAUAUUUCAUUUUGAAAUUUAGACAAAAAAUUUCUUUAUUUGGCAUCUAUUCUCUAUUAUAGAUUUUAUAGCGAUACUUAUUGUGUGAAUAAUUUAAGAUCUAGUAGAGAAAUAUGACUGCAAAUUGGUAUCUGACCAUUUUUAAAGGUGUUGAAUACAAAGACGAAGAGAAAUUAACCCAAUUCCUAAUAUUUUAAAAUAAUAUUUGAAUUUUAAAAUGGUAUAAUAUUACCUAACCAAAAAACGGGGUAACAUUUUCACAAAUUGCCUGACUCUCAUGGGUUCAAUUGUGGUGUGUAAAAACAGUUUAUUAAGGUUGAUUUUGAUAUAGAAAUAAAAUUUUGUGAAGUGAGUUAUCAUGAAAAAUAUAGUUUUGCAACACCUGCUGUGAUGUGUAAAUAUAGUUUUGGGACGUCAGUUAUGUGUCUAAAUAUAGUUUUAAAACAACAGUUAAUAAUAACAAAUUUCAAUAAAAAAAAUUAUUUUAAUUUUAGAUUAAAUAAUUAUUAAAUCUUGUUUGGUAAUUCAGUUUCUUAGUCAUGGCCAACAGUCAAAAGUGCUCUAUUGGAAUCAACCUAGAAAGUGAAUGUCAUCUUACAACAUAUACAUCGUUGCUGGGAAUCGAACCUUUUGAAGAUAUUAUUGAAUAUGAAAGAGAAAUAUUAAUGUGGAGGACUGGGCUCUCAAUAAUAAAUAUCAAACCAACAACUUGUCUCCAUCAUAAACAUGUUUAUUUGAAGCGUUAUACAACUAAAUUAACACGGUGCUGCAAUCCAUUUAAUACUCAUAACAAAACUAUAAAAGGUAGUCUUCGUGAAAUCAACUUGGAUACAGCAAAAUACCUAUGCAGUAAAGGCAAAUUCGUAGUUCCAGGUGAAAAACUUUGUACACAAUGCAGGCAUAAAUUAGCAAGUGAAGAAUCAGAAGAGAACGAGUUGGAGAUGAAAUUACCUGAAGAUAAUAUGAAAAAAAAUCUUAUACUGGAAUCAACAAGAUCGUUGCUCAACAGUACUUUAUGCGAACUUGAAGUGUCUCCUUUAAAAGUUCAUUUACCCAAAACCUCUAAAAAGCCUUCACUUGGAAAGAGAAAGAUAAAGCAAGUUGAAGAAGCAGUUAUUAAGAAGCUUGCAACUGCUCUGGAUAUAACCGAAUCCGAUCUUGUUGCACCAAAAAAUGAAGUUCUAAAGGAAAUUCAAACCAAAGCUGGUGAUCUAGACUUCCUUGUAGAAUGCAUGAAAGAAAAACUUAAGGUUUCUAACAGGAGACAGCAACUUCAAAUUUUGACAUUAACCCCAAAAUCUUGGUCUAUCAGAAAAGCAGCAAAAGAGUUUUCAGUUUCUAAACACAAAAUUCAAAAUGCAAAGUUUUUACGCGACCAAAAAGGCAUCAUAGCAUACCCUGAUGUGGUUGAACGGCAUCGAAUCGGUAAAGAUGUUAUAGAACUUGUAAAGCUUUUUUACUGUGACGAUGAGUAUUCAAGGCAAAUGCCAGGUAAAAAAGACUGUGUAAGUGUUGGGGGAAAAAAAUACAUGUCAAAAAAAUUGAUUUUGUGUAACUUAAAGGAGCUCUAUGUGGCAUAUAAGACAAAGUACCCAGGCCAUAAAAUUGGAUUUUUUAAAUUUUGCAGUCUUCGACCUAAAUGGUGCAUCCUUGCUGGUCCAAAAGGUACACAUUCUGUUUGUGUGUGUACAAUACACCAAAAUGUUAAAUUAAUGUUGAGUGCUAUAGGCCUUGAACCAUCUUACCAUGAAAUUAUUGAAAAAAUUGUCUGCAGCAGAAAAUCUAAAGUUUGCAUGAUUCACCGAUGCAAUAGUUGUCCUGGCAUACAACAUGCCCAAAAUUACUUCCAGCAGUAUCUCGCACAAAAUGAUGAUCCAAAAGAGCAAUAUGACAGUGAUGAAAAUGAACAGUCAGUGGAUUUCAAACAGUGGACAACGACAGAUAGAACUGAAUUAUUAACAAUAAAACUUCCAUUAAAUGAAUUCAUAGAGCUUCUGUGUGAAAAACUUGAUAAUAUCACUUCUCAUUCAUUUAUAGCAAAAUCACAAUCUAGCUAUUUAAAGCAUCUCAAAGAAACAAUUAGUAUUGAUGAGGCUAUUGUACUGGCAGAUUUUGCAGAGGAUUACACGUUUGUAGUACAAGACGAGAUUCAGAGUUACCAUUGGAGCAAGAGUCAAUGUUCCCUUCAUCCAGUUGUCAUCUACUACAAUAAAGUGAAAUUGGAAAUAUCUUCUUUGUGUGUAAUUUCAGAUGAUUUAAAUCAUGAUGUUGGAUUUAUCAAUGAGGUUAUGCAUAAAACCAUUAAUCAUAUUAAAACUCAUCUUUGUCCCACAAUUAAAAAAAUUCAUUAUUUUUCUGAUGGCUGUGCAGGGCAGUAUAAAAACUGCAAACAUUUUUACAAUUUAUGUCACCACGCUCAAGAUUUUUCUGUUUGUUGCAUCUGGAAUUUCUUUUCAACAAGCCAUGGUAAAUCUCCAUGUGAUGGAAUAGGUGGCAUUGUUAAAAGGCUUGUUGCAACAGCUAGCUUGCAGAGUCCAACCACAGGUCAUAUACUGUCUUCUCAAGCAAUGUUUGAAUACUGUAAAAAGUCAAUCAGUGGGAUUACGUUUGUGUCUCUGCUGAAGAAAUGGAGCUAGUAAGAAACAAACUUACAGAUAGACUUUUAAUAGCAACCACUAUUCCUGGGACAAGAAGUUUCCAUCAAUUUAUACCAUCUUCUCAUUCAAUUAUAAAAAUGAAAAGGGUAUCCGAUGAUGAUCAUUUUUCUCUAACAUUUGACUUCCUCAAAAAACAAAAAUAUGAAAUUAUUAAAUUUGACAAUGUUUUGAUGUCACAAUAUCUAUUUUGCAAAUAUGACGAUUUUUACUGGCUUGGUAUGGUUUAUGAAGUUGAUAAAGAGAAUGAUGAUAUUUAUGGUAAAAUUUAUGCAUCCACAUUACCCAAGUCGGUCAUACCACUGGCCAAAUCGGGAUGAUAAUUGCUGGGUGCCAAGAAUGAAUGUUAUUUGUCUUGUUAAAACACCUUCAACAUCUUCUGGGCGUCAGUACCAAAUCUCAAAAGAAGAUGAAAAUUUAUUUGAACAAGUUUUAUCUUUUCAGUGAAAGUUAUUUAAUAUUUUACUUUCAUUAUUUAAAUGAUAUGAACUUAAAUUUUAGUAAUAUUUGGUUAUUCCUUUUCAUUUUUAUUUUUGAGCUUUUUUCAAUAAAGCAGGUUUGCAAUAUUUUUCAAAAAAGUUUGCAUUUUAGUUUCCUAUUUUUUAACAAAACAUUUGAGCUUGUAACCUUAAAUUUGAUUCAUGCAACCAAGAUUUUGAAAUAAUAUCUAACUAUUAGAAUAAUAAUUAAAAAAAAUUGUUCAAUGUGUUGUAUAGUAAAUUAUAAUUCUAUGUAUACUUUUGAAAAAAUAGAUAAAUAUGCAAGUUAUGCAAAGUAAUAUAAUUUUUUAUUUACUUUCACCUAAACUUUUAUAAAACCUCUUCACAAUGAGAGUAAGAUCUCUUAUUUCACAAUGAGAGUAAGAUCUCUUAUUUCACAAUGAGAGUAAGAUCUCUUAUUUCACAAUGAGAGUAAGAUCUCCUAUUUCACAAUGAGAGUAAGGCAACUCCAGAAAUCAGUGAAAUGCAAACUAUGGUUAAAAGAAAAAAAAAGGACUGUUGACAUAAUAAAAUUCAAAAAUUAUUUUUAAAUAUUAAGAAUUGGGUUAAUUUUAAAAAUGGUCAGAUACCAAUUUGCAGUCAUAUUUCUCUACUAGAUCUUAAAUUAUUCACACAAUAAGUAUCGCUAUAAAAUCUAUAAUAGAGAAUAGAUGCCAAAUAAAGAAAUUUUUUGUCUAAAUUUCAAAAUGAAAUAUCUUUUCUAUGCUUUAAGAACCCAAAACCAUUUUUUUUAUAAAGAUAGCCUAGGAUCACCUACUUCAUUUGAAAAAAAAAUCAAAUCCAUGAGACUUGGGCAACUUCGGGAAUUAAUGAAAGCGCAACCCAUGGUUACAAAACAAAAAAUUUGACUGGCCAUUUUAAAAUGAAAAAAUAACUAUCAAAAAAUUUAAAUUUCACUAUUUUAUCUACAUUUUUGAAUUCAGCACCCUCAAAAAUGGUCAGGUACUGAUUUUCAGCCACAUUCUUCCACUAGAUCUUAAAUUAUUCAAGUAAAAGUACAACUACAAAAUCCAUAAUGGCGGACUUCCUAAAAAAAGGAACGUUUUAGGCUAAAUUUCAAAACAUCAUAACUUUUGAACCGUUUGGAUUUGGGAGCUCAAAUUUUGCAUUUUUUCAUGUUUCCUUAAUAGUUACCACUGGUAAAAAUUUUAAGAAAAUCCAAGGGGUGACUGAAAUGACUGUCCCAGUUUUACAUGGAAUGACCCCGCUGCGACUCUUUAUGAUGUCUGGGGUCAAAAUUUCACUAGUGCCCCAUCAUAUCCAAUUUAUCCAAAAGACUUAAUUAGCGAUCUUAACCCUAAAAGAAUUGAACUUUUUUUUACUGAAUUCACCUCCCCAAGGCCAAAGGUAUCUAUUUUACUUGAAAUUUUUUUAAGAAAAACUGAACAAAAUUAAAAGUUAAAAAUAGUCAAAUAGAUGAGUAACUAACUUUAUUAUAUUGUUAGUAACUAUAAGCUUAACAUGUAAUUGCUAUUCUAUGGUCUCCUUCAUGAGAAAUAGAUUAUCCAAACUUUAUUCAUAGCUAUAACUUUGUUGUAGCACAGAGGUUUUGUGAGAUUGUACUCACUAGCAGAUUGGUAUGCCAGUCUUGAGUCAUUGUAGAUCUUUGUGCUGUCUUGACUAGACAAAGCUUACUAAAUUCAGAUGACAAACCUCUCUAAUAAGUUUCUUUUCAUACACAUUGC
Messenger RNA from Hydra vulgaris (swiftwater hydra), 4908 nucleotides. RefSeq lists its product as uncharacterized. The record is from RefSeq and is a predicted model, not a curated record. NCBI's taxonomy places the organism in Eukaryota, Metazoa, Cnidaria, Hydrozoa, Anthoathecata, Hydridae.